Messenger RNA from Sesamum indicum (sesame), 3686 nucleotides. RefSeq names its product phospholipase D zeta 1. The record is from RefSeq and is a predicted model, not a curated record. Gene Ontology annotation, cellular component: plasma membrane. Gene Ontology annotation, biological process: intracellular signal transduction; phospholipid catabolic process; phosphatidic acid biosynthetic process. Gene Ontology annotation, molecular function: D-type glycerophospholipase activity. Lineage: Eukaryota; Viridiplantae; Streptophyta; Magnoliopsida; Lamiales; Pedaliaceae.
UCGUUGAGGUACUUAUAAAUACCAAAAUCGAAUUCCAUUCGUCAUCUUUCCUUCUCCAAAUGCUCCCUCUCUGCACAAUCUCUAUUGGAUCUCACAUACCUAUGCAAUCUUGAUUGGUUUAUUUUUUCCCCCUUUUUUGUUAAGCUUAAUUUAUAUGUAAAUGGCGUCAGCGGAGCAAUUCAUGGGCCGAGGGGCUAAGUACGUGCAAAUGCAACCGGAGGCACGGCCCCGGGGCUCGCCGUCGACGAGGUCAACAUACUUCUCGUUUCAUCAGCAGAAUUUUCCGGAAGCUGACCGUCCUCGGAUUUUUGACGAGUUGCCGGUAGCUACUAUCGUUCAAAUUUCGCGGCCCGAUGCCGCGGAUAUUAGCCCCAUGAUGCUCACUUACACGAUUGAAUUCCAAUACAAAGAGUUCAAGUGGCAGUUAAUGAAAAAAGCUUCUCAAGUUUUCUAUUUACACUUUGCUCUGAAGAAGCGAAAAUUUAUUGAGGAGAUACAUGAGAAGCAAGAGCAGGUUAGAGAAUGGCUUCAAAAUUUAGGAAUAGGAGAUCAUGCUCCAGUUAUGCCUGAUGAUGAAGAACCAGAUGAUGAGGCUGUUCCUUCACGUAAUGACGAGAUUGCUAAGAACAGAGAUGUUCCUUCUAGUGCUGCUCUUCCAAUUAUCCGUCCGGCGCUUUUAAGGCAGCAUUCAAUGUCAGACAGAGCAAGAGGAGCUAUGCAAGGAUACUUGAAUCACUUCCUCAGCAAUAUAGAUAUUGUGAAUUCUGAAGAGGUGUGCAAGUUUUUGGAAGUUUCCAAGUUAUCUUUCUCACCAGAGUAUGGUCCUAAGCUGAAGGAAGAUUACAUUAUGGUAAAGCAUUUACCAAAAAUUCUGGGCAAUGAUGAUGAUGAAAGAUGUUGUUCAUGCCAAUGGGUCAGUUGUUGCAGGGAUAAUUGGCAAAAGGUUUGGGCUGUACUGAAACCUGGAUUCCUGGCCUUUCUUAAGCACCCAUUUGAUCUGAAGCCUUUAGACAUUGUUGUUUUUGAUGUUCUACCAGCCUCAGAUGGUAAUGGAGAGGGUCGAGUAUUCUUGGCAAAAGAAGUGAAUGAUCACAAUCCUCUGCGCCACUACUUCAGGGUGACUUGUGGCACUCGGAGCAUCAAGCUUAGAACCAAAAGCAAUGCCAAAGUUAAAGAUUGGGUUGCGGCAAUCAAUGAUGCUGGUCUUCGGCCACCUGAAGGUUGGUGUCACUCACAUCGCUUUGGCUCCUUUGCUCCUCCUCGGGGUUUGACCGCAGAUGGAAGUCAAGCUCAGUGGUUUGUGGAUGGUCGUGCUGCAUUUAAAGCUAUUGCUCUGGCUAUUGAGGAAGCAAAAUCUGAGAUAUUUAUAUGUGGCUGGUGGUUGUGUCCAGAACUAUACUUGCAGCGUCCGUUCCAUGCUCAUCCAUCCUCUCGGCUUGAUUCUUUACUGGAAUCUAAAGCCAAGCAAGGUGUUCAGGUAUACAUUCUCCUAUACAAGGAGGUUGCUCUAGCUCUCAAAAUUAACAGUGUCCAUAGCAAGAGAAAGCUACUGAGCAUUCAUGAGAAUAUCAGAGUACUUCGAUAUCCUGAUCAUUUUUCUACGGGUGUCUAUCUGUGGUCCCACCAUGAAAAAAUUGUCAUUGUGGAUCACCAGAUUUGUUUUAUUGGAGGCCUUGAUCUGUGCUUUGGCCGGUAUGACUAUGGUGAACACAAGGUGGGUGAUCAUCCCGCUCAAAUAUGGCCUGGCAAGGAUUAUUACAAUCCAAGGGAAUCAGAACCAAAUUCCUGGGAGGAUAUGAUGAAGGAUGAACUAGAUCGAAAAAAAUAUCCACGUAUGCCAUGGCACGAUGUCCAAUGUGCCCUCUGGGGGCCCCCAUGCCGUGAUUUAGCCCGGCAUUUUGUACAGAGAUGGAACUAUGCAAAGAGAAAUAAGGCCCCAAAUGAACAAGCUAUUCCAUUGCUCUUGCCUCAGCACCACAUGGUUAUUCCCCAUUACUUGGGAAUGAACAAAGAGAUAGAGUUUGGUCAUAUGAAUAAUGGUAGCCAUACAGACAUCAAAAGAAAUGACUCCUUUUCUUCUCGAGCAUCAUCUCAAGAUAUACCUUUGCUUAUGCCAAAAGAGGCUGGGGGGCUGGAUGAUGUAGAGGGAGAAACAAAAUUAAAUGGGUUUAAUACAUUGCAUGAUCUUGAUGAUCAUCCAAGCAGGAGGUACAGGACUCCUUUCUAUUUCCACAAGUCCAGAAUUGAGCCAUUAGUCCCAGAAAUGCCUCUGAGGGAUUUUUCAGAUGAUCUCGGUACCUCGGAUCAAAGUGAAUUCUCCUCCAAUGUGAUGCAGCUCGGAACGCAAGUUUCUGAAAAAGACUGGUGGGAAACACAAGAACGUGGCAAUCAAGUUCUUAGCGCUGAUGAAACUGGACAAGUGGGUCCUCAUGUUUCAUGCAGCUGUCAGGUUAUAAGGAGUGUCAGUCAGUGGUCAGCUGGUACAAGCCAGAUUGAAGAAAGUAUUCACAAUGCUUACUGUUCACUUAUUGAAAGAGCUGAACAUUAUGUCUACAUUGAGAAUCAAUUUUUCAUCUCUGGUCUAUCAGGUGAUGAACUGAUUCACAAUCGUGUUUUAGAAGCAUUAUAUAGGCGUAUCAUGCGAGCUCACAAUGAGAAGAAGUGUUUCAGGGUUAUUAUUGUAAUACCUCUUCUACCAGGUUUCCAGGGUGGUGUUGAUGAUUCUGGUGCUGCAUCUGUCAGAGCCAUUAUGCAUUGGCAAUAUCGGACAAUAUGCAGAGGACAUAAUUCGAUACUGCAUAAUCUAUAUGACCUUGUUGGGCCUAGAGUGCAUGAUUAUAUAUCCUUCUAUGGUCUGAGAGCAUAUGGCAGACUUUUUGAUGGCGGCCCUGUUGCCACCAGUCAGGUGUAUGUUCAUAGCAAGAUCAUGAUUAUUGACGACCGUAUGACAUUGAUGGGCUCUGCUAAUAUUAAUGACAGAAGUUUGCUUGGUUCUAGAGAUUCUGAGAUUGGUGUGCUUAUCGAGGAUAAAGAAUUUGUUAAUUCGUUGAUGGGAGGCAGUUAUUGGAGAGCUGGAAAAUUUGCUUCGAGUCUCCGCAUAUCUCUAUGGUCAGAGCACCUUGGUCUUCAUGCUGGAGAGGUUAAUCAAAUUCGAGAUCCGGUGAUUGAUUCAACCUAUAAGGACAUAUGGAUGGCAACUGCAAAGACAAAUACAAUGAUCUACCAAGACGUGUUUUCCUGUAUUCCAAAUGAUCUCAUACAUACAAGGGUUGCGCUCCGACAAGGGAUGAGCUUCUGGAGAGAAAAAGUUGGGCAGACGACCAUUGAUUUAGGAAUAGCCCCAAAGAAGUUAGAAACAUACGUAAAUGGAGAUGUUAAGGGCACAGAUCCUAUGGAAAGAUUAGAAUGUGUGAAGGGACAUCUGGUGUCGUAUCCUUUGGAAUUUAUGUGCAAAGAAGACUUAAGACCUGUAUUCAAUGAAAGCGAAUACUAUGCAUCACCCCAAGUUUUUCAUUAAGCAUAAGGAGCAGUCCAUGUACUCUAAUAAUUGGAGAGUUUCCAUUCAUGCCACAGGAUUUAUUUAUGUACUUUAAGCAGCACCCAAGAUGAAGUACUUGGAGGAAAGAAGUUGAAAAGGUGUGAAAUUAUGUACUUUGUCUUCCUGUAAGAGACAUUAUUCUUCUUCA